GGGCAAGACUUGGAGACUGGUGUUCGGCUCGACGCUGCCCCCGGGCACGCGCCGCCGCGCAGCGCAAUACACGCUGCCCAGGCAACGCGCUACACCCCACUGCGAUCGCUGCCCGCGAAAAAGCGACCGGUGACGGCCGCACCAGGCAUGGCCCGCCGCACCAUAUUAGCAGUAGCCGCCGGGCUCCUGCUCCUGCUGGGCGCGGCCCACGUUUACCUGCAUCCCACCCUACAACCAACUGCACAUGAGGACGACACAAUAGCGCGCUUGGAAAAGCUGCACCAGGCGCUCGCCGAGAAGACGUCAAUGCAGGAAAAAACGCUCGCGUCGUACAAAGCGACGACACUCGCCGCCCAGGACGCCAUGAAGGCGCAGGCGAACCCCACCACCUCUAGAAUUGAGGAGGCCGUCGCGGCGCGCCUGGCCGCGAUUCAGCGAGAGGCCGACCUCCACGCCGAGGCGCACCAGGAGCACCAUGAAGAUCCGUACAUCUUGCAGAAGCACAACGGUCAUAUACCUUUCGUGUUUGUCGCCGGUCUGGAGGGCACGGGGCACCACUGGUGGAAGGCCUUUUGGGAACAGUGCGGUAGUAAGGCGCGGCCUUCACUACUAGGACCGCUGGCCUGGCAAAGGGCAGCUGCCGUUUUCAACGCGAAGAUGGCCCUGGACCUGCCCGCCUCCAAGUUAAUGACGGAGGCCGCGCGGGCCGAGACCAACACUGGCGGAACUGUCUACGCCCUGAAUACCCUAGGAGGCCGCAACGACGAGGCCAUGCGCCUCCUCAAGGCAUCAGCCCCUGGCCAACAACUCCCCUGGGGCGAGGGCGAGGGCAUGGGUUCGUAUCCAAACUGGUGGGGCACGCCGACGCCGGACCACAAAGCGUUGCAAAUGCCCGAUCUUACUUAUAUGGCGGAUGCGUUGCGAGGCGUCCAGGGCGCCCAACUGCGCAUUGUCCUACUCACGCGCGAGGCGUCACAAAUCGUGCGAAGCGUCUGCGACAAGCGGAACUUCGCGAAGAGCGUCGGUGGUUGCGCCGCGGAGGUGCAAAUUUUAUCACUGGGUGCUGGUAUCUUAUCAACGCAACUCGAGGCGCUGCCGCCCCCCCCUUCAGUAAUCUGCGAGCACGUGCGCUUCGGUAAACUGCAAGCCGGCGACGCGGAAACGCUGGAGCGGCUCAGCGUGCUCUCGGGCAUCGACGACGCGGCGCGCGUCGCGAAGCGCGUGCGCGCGCCGCCGUCGCCGCCCGGCGGGGCCGGGCCCAAGACGGAGCGGGCCAAGCGCGAUCGGGAGCAGCUGGUGGGUGUGUUGGCGCGCGCGCAGGAGGCCGCGGUGAGCGCGUGCGCGCGGCAGGCGCUGCGGCGUGGUGCGUAAGUUUGUGUUUGUGUUUUGA
Molecule: messenger RNA, 1390 nt
Organism: Pelagomonas calceolata
Lineage: Eukaryota; Pelagophyceae; Pelagomonadales; Pelagomonadaceae
Source: the annotation of a GenBank genome assembly